UAGAAAAAGUGAAACAACCUUCGAAAAUGAAAGUAGAAUAAAUGUCAACAUGAGCACACCUGAAUCGGCGGAGCAGACAAAUAGUACAGAAAACCCUACACAGGAAAAUGUUCGCAAAAUCAAAACAGUUUUACCACAUCAUAUGGCAGGGGGUCCUAAAGGACUAGGUGAUCCUGAGGAUAGAACUUUGCGCAAAGUGGAAGAGGAUACCUUGGUAGGAAAUGUAAUGAGAGAACGAGGAAAGAUUAUUUGUGAGCAGGAACUGUUAGAUUUUAUGGCAUGCUCAGAUGAACAUUAUGUAUUGUUUCCAUGGAGAUGCAGGACACAGAGCAAAAAAUACAAUCAAUGUUUAACAGAUCUGAAUAGUGAUCCAACAUUUCAAGAUGAGUGCAAAGAGAUUUAUCUCCAAAGAAGGAGGCAUUAUCGUUUAACAGGAAGAUUUGACACUUAUCAUGAAAAAAAUGAAGCCAUGAAAAGAAGACUGGAAGAGAGGAAGAAAAUGAAGGAAGAAAAACAGCGACAAAAAGAACAGGAUGAAGCGCAGCUUGGAAAUAUACAGGACACUACCAUGUUUGGAAGAUUUAGAAAUUUAUUUAGGUCAUGAAUAAAAUAUUAUGAAAUACA
Messenger RNA from Saccostrea cuccullata (small rock oyster), 624 nucleotides. RefSeq lists its product as uncharacterized. The record is from RefSeq and is a predicted model, not a curated record. Bases 50 to 604 code for a protein of 184 amino acids. NCBI's taxonomy places the organism in Eukaryota, Metazoa, Mollusca, Bivalvia, Ostreida, Ostreidae. The transcript has 4 exons.